CCGGCCCGGCCGCCUCCUCCGCCCCCUCCCCGUCCCCGUCCCUCUCCCUUCCCUCCCGGCCCCGCUGCCAGGGGCGAAGCCGCCCGCCGGGCCCCGCGGCUUUUUUUUUCUUGGAUUUUAUUACUGGAAAACUCUCUAAUGACAACUUUGCUUAGGAGCUGAGUGUUGUGACCUGCCUUGCUUCUCCCUGCUUGGUGUGGGAGCAACCUGAGGAAGAUCUUGGAGCCACCUGUACUGCUUCAUGCAGUUAAAUGUUCUGAGGUCAUGAAACUAAAUCCACAGCAAGCUCCAUUGUAUGGUGACUCUGUUAUUACAGUGCAGCUGACUGAGGAAGAUAAAGUUGAAGAUGAUGUAGUUUUUUAUUUGGUCUUCACUGGAUCAACUGUCCAACACUGCACAAGCACGAGAAAGAUUAAUCCUGGGAGUCUGGAGACAAUUUCUCCUGGCCAUGACUGCUGUGAGACAGUGAAGGUGGCACUUUGUGCCUCUAGAGAAGGUCACCCCGUUCUGGUUGUGGCAGAGGAGAGUUUCCAGUUUGUCCAGGAUGAAGCCUACGAUGCCGCCCAGUUUCUGGCCACCUGUGCUGGCAACCAGCAGGCGCUGAAUUUCACACGGUUCUUGGACAGGUCACGGCCACCAGCUGCAGACGUGGACUUCUUGGAUGAGAAAGUGGCCUUGGCAUUUCGACACCUGAAGCUGCCGGCAGAAUGGAACGUGCUGGGAGCAGACCAGUCCCUGAGCGAGAACAUCCCUCGGGAGACACUGAUGCAUUUUGCGGUCAGGCUGGGUAUGCUGCGCCUGACGUGGUUUCUGCUCCAGCAGCCGGGUGGAAGAGGAGCUCUCAGCAUCCACAACAACGAGGGGGCAACGCCUGUCAGCCUGGCCUUGGAGAGGGGCUACCAGAAGCUGCACCAGCUUUUGACAGAGGAGGGAGCCAGGGAGCCGGAGUCGUGGAGCACCCUGUCUCACACCGUGCACUCGGGGGACUACAGCGUGAAGCACCACCGCGGGCUGGACGUGUACCUGCUGACAGCUGAGGCCACAGAGGGGACAGCAGCCAGCUGGGAGAGGGACAUCCAGCACCUGCAGAUGCACAUGCAGAGCCACCAGCACCAGAGUUUAAGGCAGCAGACAGAGCCUGUACUGGGAGAUUCUCGAGACAGCUGUACUAAAGGAGCAGAGGGUCCUGUGACCACCACCUCUCAGAGCCUAGAAGAAAUGGCAAAAGAAGAAAGGCAGGAAAACCCAUCUGAUCUGGUUCACCUGGACAGCAGGCAGCUCUCAGACCAAGCCCAGCAGGAGGAGAAAUGCAACAGCAGCAGUCUGGGGGCUUUUAAUGAUGCACCAAAAGACAUGGUUAGCCUGGGGGGUGCAAACAGCCCAGCCAGCUUCUGUGAAAGUAAAAACACAGAGAUAUUGUGUAAAAAGGAAGGAGAGGCGGGGCUAAGAUCUGCCGACGGCUCUGGGACCGUAUCAGAUGAGGACUGCACUGAGAGCUCAUGUGCAAGUGUAAAUGGUGCUGUAAAUCUUCCAUGCUCUGGAAAUACAGAUGAGGAAGCUGGAAUGACAUCGGCUGGAGUUGUUCUGGAUCAGGCUGGCGUGAGCAGCACAGACAGUGCCCAUCAGGAAGUGCAAACUGCAGAGGAGCUUGCUGUCAGUGCUGCUGCUGUGGCUGCAGCUGCAGGUGAAGCCCCAGCUCCCUCGGAGGGCCUGGAUGUGGCCAUGGGCCAGACUGAGUGCAGGAACUGUGCCGGGGCACCUGAGAGGGCUAAGGGCCAGCAGCGGGCAGAGGAUGGGCUGGCAGAGCCUGCUGAGAGGACUGCAAGGCUGGAAGAGAAAUACCCAGCUAAGGAAGAGUCAUCCAGCACUGCUCAGCCCUUGCUCAGUGGUUUCAACGGCGCUGAGUGUUCGGAUGGGGAGGAUGCAGAUGUGGGAGUAGUACCAGCCUGUGACGGUGCAAAUGCAGGUGGUGUCAUUAGCAGUGACUCUGAUGACCUUUGCAAGACCAGCAGUAACAAAGAGACUGAUGUGGAUUCGUGCACUGCUCAGGUAAAUGGUGACUUCACGGAAGGCCAGGGUGAUGGCAGUGUCACAGCAAGGCAGGAGGUCACUGCAAGCCCUGCAGAUGCACUGCCAGCAGUGAAUGGGGUGCAGGUUCCUGCGUGCACAUCUGGCUUGGAAGUCCAUGGCAGCAGUGAGAGUGGGGAGCAAGAAGGGCUGGUGGAAGCAGGCUGCACAGAUGGAAAAUCCAGCCUGCCCUCACUGGAAGACAGUGUGGAAACUGAUGGCCCUGAUGCUGAGCCUGCAAACGGAGAUGUUGGUGGAUCUAAUGAAAGUGGUGCAGAAGCCGCACAUUGCCAGGAGAGUGGUGAGAUUGCUGAUCAUGGGGCUGCAGCCAUGGAGAGCAGUGAAAAGGAGGCAGUAGGAACUGAUACCAGCAGCUGCAGAGAUGGAGGAAGCAGAGAUUCUGCAGGCAGUGCUCAGGAAGUUGCUGCCUGUGCCCCUUGUGCUGCUCAAGCUGGUGUUAAAAGUGAAAUGGGCAGCAGCUUCAAACCAGACAGCGCUCAGCAGGGUGAACGUGAGGAACGUGAGCCUGCAUCGCUCCCUCCAGAGGAUGUGAGCACAGGCCUGGCAGAGAAAGAGCCUGCCCAGGCUGGAGCAGAGAAAGCAGAAAGCACUUCAGAGCAGGAGGGGAGGAGCAAGGUGGAAUCUCUCCUACCCAGAGAGGGGCCAGCUGUGAGUCAGGAGGGAGAUGCUGCAGUGGCACCUCCCGGGCAGGAGGCAUCUCUGCAAGGUAAUGACCCUGGAUCCGCUCCGUGUGCCAAGGGCUCAGACUGUGCCGAGGAUAAUUUAAUGGGCACACCCUCUGCAACUCAUAAUGAGGAAUCUAAACAAAACCAGGAAGCGGUGGCGGCGAGGGCAGGCUCGGCAGAGCUCGCCUGGCAGCACGGUGGGGAGCAUGGCGGGGUAGCUGCCACCUGGCCUGGGGACCAUGCUGGGGACGAGAGCUCCCCGGGGCAGGGCCACUUGCAGCAAGUUGAAGGAGGCAAAGCUGAGCCUGAGCAGGAGGCUCAUGAGCAGGUUUUGUCGGAGGAACUUCUUGCUGCUGUUGUGAAACCCCCCUCCUGCACUCUGGAGGGGCCUAUGGUGAGCAGCAGCAGUGUGGAUGCUGGGCUGAAAGCGACACACCAACCCAAAGAAGAUUGCAAGGCUGCAGUUGCAGCAGAAGGCACCAUGCAUGGACCUGCAUCAGCAGAUGAGUCACUGGGUGCAGAGAGUGACCCUUGUCCGAAUGCUGGGCUCAACCAAGAACAAGACCCCACUCAAACCCUACCACAGAUCUGCCCCCACAGCAGCACCCCCGAGUUAAAGGACGCCUCAGAGGUGGGAGCCCUGAGUGACGCCUGUGAGGGUAAGGAGGUGCCAAGGACAGUGACAAUAGCCCCUGUUGCAGCAUUUGCAGAGCAGCAGGAGGACACGGAGAGCGUGCUGCCCCGCGCAGCGCUCCAGCCCAUCGCAGAGGAGCCCACGUGUGACAGUGACUCCAGCACCGACACCGUCUGUCCGGCUGGGGACAGUGACACUGCCCUGGGAGGGGCUCAGGGCGAGGGCUUGGCUGAGCCCCAUGGAAAGCAAAGCCGAGCUGUACCUGCAGCGCCCUUCUCGCCGUGUUCCUGCCACCUGCAGCCUCUGGAGCCGCUGGAAAAUGCGGGAGUGAAGAGUUUGGUAUCGGCUAACGGUGCCUCGUCUCUGGAUAAAGUUCCUAAAAUGGUGAAAAGUUUUGAUGCAGUGGUUUUUGCAGCAGACACACCUUGUUCCCCCGAAGUACCUGCCGCAGAAAAAGCGGGGCUUGUGGCCCAGACUGCAGUGGAUGCCAGAGCCAGCCUUAAUGGAGAAAUGGAUUGCAGUUCCUCAACAAAGAAUAAGAAUGUCAGCCUGGCAGUGCAAGGAGCUGAGCCUGUUACAGGGAUGUUGGAAAUGAAAACUGAGGACGAGGUGGAUUUUCAGAAACACGGCACAGAGGAAGUGGAGGGGGAAUUCAAAAUCACAGCCAGCCUUUUGGAGCCACUUAUAGCUUGGUGGGAUGCUGCUGGAUCGUGCCAUGGCCAGAGGGAUGCAGCUCAGGACAGAAGUGCCACCACCCCACAGGGAUGCAGACGGACAGGCACAGCUGGACUGGCUCAGCCACAAAACUCCUGUCAGUGCUGCAGUGCUCCUGCAAACAUGAGAAAUGCCAUGAGAAAUCCAGGGCUCUUGACCAAGGCUGUAGGGUUUGAGUCACCUUUGCAGGAGUUUGAGCUGGUGGCCACAAAUCUCUUUAUACAAGCAGGGAGCUGGGACCACCCUACAGGACUGGAUGAAAAGACCUACAACCCUCUAACUAAGCUCCAGGAGUGGAGCAAAUCCCAGCAGCAGGAGGUGGGCCAGUCUGCCGGCGCUGCUGUUGCAGAUCAGCAGUCAAACCUCGGGUUGAUAAAUGCUGUUUGCAAUUCUAUUUUCUGCUUUGUAGCUUGGGAUUAA
Messenger RNA from Zonotrichia leucophrys gambelii, 4521 nucleotides. Its product is annotated as A-kinase anchor protein 13-like. Gene Ontology annotation, cellular component: membrane; actin cytoskeleton. The transcript is spliced from 12 exons. The record is from RefSeq and is a predicted model, not a curated record. Gene Ontology annotation, biological process: regulation of Rho protein signal transduction; positive regulation of canonical NF-kappaB signal transduction; adrenergic receptor signaling pathway. Gene Ontology annotation, molecular function: MAP kinase scaffold activity. Bases 265 to 4521 code for a protein of 1418 amino acids. Lineage: Eukaryota; Metazoa; Chordata; Aves; Passeriformes; Passerellidae.